This is a messenger RNA of Bombina bombina (fire-bellied toad), 1083 nucleotides long. It is a transcript of the gene MCHR1, whose product is annotated as melanin concentrating hormone receptor 1. Gene Ontology annotation, molecular function: melanin-concentrating hormone receptor activity; neuropeptide binding. Bases 1 to 1083 code for a protein of 360 amino acids. The record is from RefSeq and is a predicted model, not a curated record. The transcript is spliced from 2 exons. Lineage: Eukaryota; Metazoa; Chordata; Amphibia; Anura; Bombinatoridae. Gene Ontology annotation, cellular component: membrane; neuron projection. Gene Ontology annotation, biological process: neuropeptide signaling pathway.
AUGGAUUUGCAGGCAGAUCUGGAAGAGGGCUUUAAUCUGCAAGAUAACAUUUCUCAAAUAUUUCACAACUUUUCUUCAUUUGAUCCCCGAAGCAAUGUUACGUACAGCAAUGUCAUCAUGCCAACCGUCUUUGGUGUUAUCUGUUUGCUAGGCAUAAUUGGGAACAGUGUUGUCAUAUACACCGUCUUCAAGAAGUCCAAAUUCAGAUGCUCCAGUAGUGUGCCUGAUAUAUUUAUCAUUAAUCUUUCAGUAGUAGACUUGCUUUUUCUUCUUGGAAUGCCAUUUCUGAUUCAUCAGCUACUUGGUAAUGGAGUUUGGCACUUUGGUGAGACUAUGUGCACUCUCAUUACAGCUUUGGAUACUAAUAGUCAAUUCACCAGCACUUACAUCCUCACGGCCAUGUCCAUUGACAGAUACCUCGCCACAGUUUACCCAUUCACUUCUGCCAAGUACAGGAAGCCACCUAUUGCUGUAAUGGUAAUCUGCAUACUUUGGGUGUUGUCUCUCCUUAGUAUCACACCAGUAUGGAUGUAUGCUAGACUUAUCUCUCUACCAGGGGGAGUUUUGGGCUGUGGAAUUACUCUCCCUAAUCCAGAGAGUGAUAUAUAUUGGUAUACACUGUAUCAGUUCUUUCUAGCCUUUGCAAUCCCGUUUGCUGUGAUCUCAGUGGCGUACAGGAGAAUACUGCUAAAAAUGGCAUCUUCUGAAGCGUUAACAACACAAAGGAGCUCCAGAAUAAGGACAAAGAAAGUGACCAGGACAGCCAUUGCUAUUUGUUUGGUGUUUUUCAUUUGCUGGGCGCCAUUUUACGUACUUCAGAUAAUUCAGCUGGUUAUGGACCAACCUACAUUGGCCUUUCACUAUGCAUACUGCGUGGCUAUUAGCAUGGGCUAUGCCAACAGCUGUAUCAACCCAUUUAUCUACAUAAUUCUCUGUGAGACCUUUAGACGUAGGUUCAUUGUCUCAGUGCGACCAGUAGACGACCAUCAGCAAAGUAGAAUUAGAAUGAAAUUUCGCACUGAUCCACCUUCUGGAAGUGGCCAGCCUUUGCUUCAUCUUGUCCCUGUCUCAACAGGUAGCUAA